Messenger RNA from Carassius auratus (goldfish), 3221 nucleotides. RefSeq names its product BCL2 like 13 (gene bcl2l13). Gene Ontology annotation, cellular component: mitochondrion; membrane. Bases 337 to 1761 code for a protein of 474 amino acids. The record is from RefSeq and is a predicted model, not a curated record. The transcript is spliced from 7 exons. Gene Ontology annotation, biological process: regulation of apoptotic process; apoptotic process. Lineage: Eukaryota; Metazoa; Chordata; Actinopteri; Cypriniformes; Cyprinidae.
AAGUAUCCAUCUCUCUGUUGGCCACUCUAUCCUUGACCUUCUCGUUUCCGCGUCCCGUGUCAAAGUAGCAGCCGGAGUACAGUCGAGGCGGAUCAGCGCGCUUGGCUUCAUUCUCCCGCACACGCGCAGCAUGGGCAGCACGCAAGCGCACGUUUAAACAGUUAGCCAUCCCACAGACAAAGCUGUUUUAUAGUUAACUGAAAGAGACCGGGUGAGCACCCUAUGACCGAACAAAUUAUCACUGGCGCAGAGGUACGACCCAUUCAAGUUAAGUCGCAGCAUGAUAACAUGGACUUGUGAACACUGUCAUUUGUUCGUGCAUGUCCCUGAGAGUCAAUGGCUGAUUCUGGCUCCUCUGCCACAGUGCCUGAAGGAUUUCACUAUGAGACAAAGUAUGUCAUCCUCAGCUACCUCGGCCUGCUCCCGCCGUCAAGAUCAAGACCCUCAGAGACAGCGGAGGGAGAGAGCCAUUCUACACUGGAAGUGGAAAGAGAGCGGAAUAGCAGCCUGAAGAAGCAGAUUGAGAAUGAAAUGAAGCAGCUUGAAGAGGAAAUUGCGGCCUCUUUUUCCAGGACUGGUUUUGAUCAGCUCACAUCCCCAGUGUUCAGUCCAGCCAAUCCAGAAAGCUCCAUAGAAGACAGCCUAGCAGUGCUUGGGGACCGUGUCUCACGGGACCUGGACACACACCUGUCCUCCGCCACUCACACGCUUCUGAACAGUGAUUUGGACUUUGAGCGCUUCAGAGCGGCGGUGGAGGAGGUGUCCUCUCAAGGAGGAUGGAGCAAGGUGUUGGUACCCUUAGUAUUGUUACAAGCCCUGCAGAAUGAGGGGCAGCCACUGGAAACUCUGCUGCAUUAUGGUUUGCGUUACCUUGAGGAGUCGCAAGCAGACUUCAUCAUUGAACAGGGAGGAUGGGGCACUGUGUUCAGCUUGGAUGAAGCUGAGGACCCUGGUGUGUUCAUAGCCGAGGACAGUAACGACAUCUAUAUCCUGUCAGCUGAACAGGCCUCGGAUCAGCUGAGCCCUCCUGCUUCAUUACUGACACUUGGAGAUAGCAGUGAGCCACCUUCCUGGCAGACAGAGAGUCUUCCUGUGUCUCUGACAGGACACGAGUCUUGGGCGCAGGUUGGCAUGAUGGACCCAGAAGACGCCAAGAGUCUGGACAGCGCCGAAGGAGUGGCGUUAGUCGAGGAGCAAAGCGAGAACAACUCCUCGAACUCUGACAUUGUCCACGUGGAGCGUGAAGAUGCUGAACUUCUAGAAGAAGGUGGGGAGACGGUGGAGGAAGGGGAGCUGCAGAGUAGCGUACUUAGUGUGCUGGGCAGUGAAAGCGAACUUGCUGCUGUCCAAGAAGAAGCACUAACCGCAGAGCUAGUGCAAACCGCAACUGAGCUGACUGUGGAAGAGAUCCCUCCACCUCCAUCCUCAGAGCAAGAGCACCCAGCCGCCCCUGCUGCCUCGUUCCCCGUGCCUGAGCCUGAACUUCAGUCUCAGCCUGUUCCAGCUCCUGUGGAGCCACAAUCAUCUCCCCCACCUGAUCUAGAACCCGAGGGGGUCCAAGCAACCCAAGAGCAGGAGAUUCUUCAAGAGGUGGAUCUGAAGGCCCACGACCACCCUGUCCCGACCUCUCCAGAGGUGCAGAUGAAGUCAGCGCCACAGCCCGAGUCCUCUGACCUCCCUGUGCUGCUAUAUGGUGGUGCUGCCCUGGUGGCCGUCGCUGCAGUAUUGGCUUUUGGAGCGCUGGCCUACAGGAAGAAGUAGAAAUUCUGUGACUGUCCAUGACCUCACUGUAUCUCUUUCCCCAACGGAAGCCCUGUGGGUCACAGUGACGCCACAAGCUGCAAUUUAUGGGAAAACUACUCUUAUGUGUCAUACCAAUUUAUUAAUAUUCUUUUUGUUCUUGUUGCUUUUAUUUGUUGGCUUAGUCCAGCUUUAUGACUGGAGAUGAACCUACAGGUGAAGUCAGGUUUCUUUUGUGAUGUAUUAGUAAACAUAGUAGUGAUUGGUUCACUAUGCUGUGACCUAGGUUCCUGGUGAUUUAAUGAGUUAGGUUUGAUUUUUAAACAAGCUUUUGCGAGUUCAUGAUUUUGAUUUUAUCUUAUCAGACAUGAAAUAUUAAAGUGCAAAUCUUUAUAGGCUGUGCUCUUCAGAUGGAUUGUGUGACUGAUAUCCUCCCAAAAUAUAUCAGUACUGGUACAAGAUUACUCGCAACAACCAAAAACAAAGACAUUUAGACAUUCAUAUUAACCAUAUUUAGUAUAUAUUUUGAAUAAAUUAGGCUUGCAUGAAUCCUUUGAAUUCCCCCUUUUAAAAGUUACAAGUUGAAGCCUAGGUCACAGUCUCAAGUGGAAAACCCCUUCACUUUGACUGAUACAUUUUAACAUCAAGUGUUUGUCGAUUCUUGAUGUACACCAAUUCACUAUAAUGUGAACAUUUGUUCUGUUAGAUGCAAAACGUGUUUGUAGAAACUUAAAUACUACACCAGCACAGUCAAUAGUGCCACGGCGACAGGGCACAGUUGACUGAAUUUAUCUCAACGUCAGGAACCAUAAUAUAAUGCUAGAUGAAAAGUAAUUUAGUUUUCUAAUAUGAUGUUUCUAAGUAUGCAUUUUGUAAUUAAAUGCCCCUACUUCUGGGUCAGAAGCAAUUUCAAUAAAAUUUUAAAAUGAAAAUAUGAUGAAACAUUAAACUUAAACCACUAUGAUUUAUAAAAAUCCAAAUGGGUUUUGUAAUUCUAGAUUAAAAAGUGAUUUGCUGUUAGGUAACAUUAUCUGUCUGUUGUUCAAAUCAAGUGCUGACUUCAGGUUUGGGGGACCAGAAUGUCUCUUAAAUGUCUAAUGCACCACAAAGAUCUGUCAUCGGUCCUUUGCAGUUUUUCUUUCUCCUCAAACUUAGUACUUACUGUCUUCUCUGUUUCUGAUUUAACACCUUGCCUGUACCUUGUGCUGUUGUUUGUCUUUAAGAUAAAAAGGCCUGCACAGCACAGCCUUGUCACCCUCUUUUCCCUGUUGUGUGCCUAUCCAAAAGAGACCCUGCUAUUCAAAACAACAGAAAACAUAAGCAGAAGUCACACACAAAGGCGGGAUCCACCUGUUUUUUUUGUCAGUGGUUGACAACCUCAUGUCAGAGAAAGUACAAUUUUUUUUUUUUUGCAAGUGAGGUUUUUUGUAUCACAGAUUGACAAAAGCUGUGAAAUAAAACUGUAUUCCAUCAAGGGUUAA